CAAUGUAAUCGAAUUAUUAGGGCAGAGAUGAAUAUUUUCUAUGAAUAUAGAAAAGGUGAAGUGAAAAUUUCACUACAGUUCAAAGGUUCUACACCUUACCUUAACACUGUAACUGUUUUUUAAAUGAAUGUACCAUAAUUAAAUAAUUAUAACAGAACUAAAAAUGUAAUUUCAUGUUAAAGUCGUUAUCCAGUAGUUUAACCUUGAAGCCAUAUUAAACAAUAUUUAGACUGGCUGUGAAAAAAGCCAACUUCAAACUUCAACCUUUUUUAGCUAGACACAAGAAAUCCUUUGAUGACUAACGUUGAUAAAUGAUUUUAAGAAAUAGGGAGAAACCUCUUUGCAUAAAUCCUGCAAUCCUAAAACCUCCAGUAAUCUGGACUGGGGGCAGGCAAGUUCAGCAAAUUCUAUUGACAAUGUUAACCAUAGAAUUCAUUGUAUUGGAAAUAAACACAAUGUCUUCUCUCAAGCACAUGACCAAAUUUUAGCAUUCUGCGAUUUGUAGUAAGACAUCUUCACAAAGUUAGAGCUUGUGCAUGAUCUGUUUGGAAUUUACAUUUUGCUGCAAAAUUAAAGCCAAAAUGGUGUCUUUCUGCCUAUCUAUGUACAGUAAAACCGAACCAACCGAUCCAGUGACAGCAUACACCACAGGGAUUAUCAGCACGUGGGCCAUACCUUUAGCCUAUAUCCUGGCCAUGUUGGUAGGGGUCCCCUCCAAUGCCUACAUCCUGGGAUUCCUCAAAAUCAGGCUAAAAGCCAAGUCCAUGUCCACAGUAGUGCUUUUUCUGAACCUGGCCCUGUCCGACCUGCUGCUGCUGCUUUCCCUGACUCUGCAAGUUCACUAUCACUACAACUGAAACAACUGGAUAUUUGGGGAAAUGCCGUGCCGACUCAUCACAGCCUUGUUUUAUGGCAAUGUUUAAUGCUUGGCUCAAACUAUAGCCUGCAUUAGCUUGAAGCGCUACAUUGCAGUAGCCAGACCAUUUUUGUACCAUAGGCUGACAAAGACUACACUGACAGUGCGCACAUGCUUAUUUGUAUGGUGCCUGUUUGGGGCUGCUGUUGUGCCAGAGGUUCUAGUGAGGUAGAGCUACCAUAUUUCCCUCCUGGGAAUCACCACCUGUCAUGACGUUCUUCCCCUUGAAGAGAAAUCUCACUCUCUGCUGAUGCUCCACAGGCUAAUGCUGGUUUGUCUGGGCUUCAUUGUGCCCUUCCUGAUUUGUAUAUACACCCAGGUGACCGUGGUAUACCACCUGUGCCGAUCCGGCUGUGACUGGAGAGCUUUCCUCAGGGUCAGCACUCUGGUCUUUGUUAUCUUUGUAGUGUGCUUCUUGCCCAGUGGAAUCCUACACAUAACCCACUACAUCCGUCUGUUUUCCAGUGGGGACGACAGACUGUAGGGAUAGUACAGGAUAGCUGUGUGUCUCUGCUGCUUCCACAGUUGUCUGGACCCUUUCCUGUGUUUGCUCGUUUCAAAGACGCCAGCGUCAGAACUACAAUUCAUUUCCCUUAGAGAAAAAUCUCAGAGACCGGCAGUAAUGGCAUAA
Cynoglossus semilaevis (tongue sole) is the source of this 1547-nucleotide messenger RNA. RefSeq names its product coagulation factor II (thrombin) receptor-like 2 (gene f2rl2). The transcript has a single exon. Gene Ontology annotation, molecular function: thrombin-activated receptor activity. Gene Ontology annotation, cellular component: plasma membrane. Gene Ontology annotation, biological process: positive regulation of Rho protein signal transduction; blood coagulation; phospholipase C-activating G protein-coupled receptor signaling pathway. NCBI's taxonomy places the organism in Eukaryota, Metazoa, Chordata, Actinopteri, Pleuronectiformes, Cynoglossidae. The record is from RefSeq and is a predicted model, not a curated record.